Molecule: messenger RNA, 1907 nt
Organism: Mastomys coucha (southern multimammate mouse)
Lineage: Eukaryota; Metazoa; Chordata; Mammalia; Rodentia; Muridae
Gene: Atl3
Product: atlastin GTPase 3
Exons: 13
Coding region: 117-1742 (541 amino acids)
Biological process (GO): protein homooligomerization; endoplasmic reticulum organization
Molecular function (GO): GTP binding; GTPase activity
Source: RefSeq, a predicted model, not a curated record
UCCUCCUCCUCCGUUUCUCCCGAAGUCCAGGCUCCGCCUGUUUCCCUCCUCCAGGGCAGCCUCAGCCCCCUCCUGUCUUCUGUGCCUCUGCUACUUCUGCUGAAGGAGGAGGCUCCAUGUUGUCCCCUCAGCGAACUGCAGCGGUGGCAUCGAGAGGAGCAGGUGAUGCGAUGGAGAAUGGAAAACCUGGUCCAGUGCAGGUUGUUUUGGUUCAUAAAGAGCAACAUUCCUUUGAGCUAGAAGAGAGAGCCUUGGCCAGCAUCCUCCUCCAAGACCAUAUCCGAGAUCUUGAUGUGGUGGUAGUAUCAGUGGCUGGUGCUUUUCGAAAGGGCAAAUCCUUCAUUCUGGACUUUAUGCUGCGAUACUUAAAUUCUCAGAAGGAAGGUGGUCAUUCAAAUUGGUUGGGUGACCCAGAAGAACCACUGACAGGAUUUUCAUGGCGAGGAGGCUCUGACCCAGAAACUACUGGGAUUCAGAUUUGGAGUGAAGUUUUCACUGUGACGAAGCCAUGUGGGAAAAAGGUUGCGGUUGUUCUGAUGGAUACCCAGGGGGCCUUUGACAGCCAGUCAACUGUGAAGGAUUGUGCUACCAUUUUUGCUCUAAGCACUAUGACUAGUUCUGUUCAGAUUUACAAUUUGUCCCAGAAUAUUCAGGAAGAUGAUCUUCAGCAGCUACAGCUCUUCACAGAAUAUGGCCGUCUAGCAAUGGAUGAAAUUUUCCAAAAGCCUUUCCAGACACUGAUGUUUUUGAUUCGAGAUUGGAGUUUCCCUUAUGAAUAUAACUAUGGAUUGCAAGGAGGAAUGGCAUUUUUGGAUAAGCGUUUACAUGUGAAAGAACAUCAACAUGAAGAAAUUCAGAAUGUUCGAAAUCAUAUUCACUCAUGUUUCUCCGAUGUCACCUGUUUUCUCUUACCACAUCCUGGACUUCAGGUGGCCACAAGCCCCAACUUUGAUGGGAAGUUGAAAGAUAUUGCCAGUGAAUUCAAAGAGCAGUUACAGGCUCUAAUACCAUAUGUACUAAAUCCAUCUAAAUUAAUGGAGAAGGAGAUCAAUGGUUCAAAAGUCACCUGCCGGGGACUCUUGGAAUAUUUUAAGGCAUAUAUUAAAAUUUAUCAAGGAGAAGAUCUUCCUCACCCAAAAUCCAUGCUUCAGGCCACUGCUGAAGCCAACAAUUUGGCAGCUGCAGCCUCUGCCAAAGAUAUUUAUUACAACAACAUGGAAGAGAUUUGUGGGGGAGAGAAACCUUAUUUGUCUCCAGACAUUUUAGAAGACAAGCACCAAGAAUUCAAACAACUUUCUCUGGACCACUUUAAGAAGAUCAAAAAGAUGGGUGGGAAGGAUUUCAGCUUCCGUUACCAGCAGGAGCUGGAGGAGGAAAUCCAAGAACUGUAUGAGAACUUCUGCAAGCACAAUGGCAGCAAGAAUGUCUUCAGUACCUUCCGAACCCCUGCGGUCCUGUUCACAGGCAUAGCAGCGUUGUACAUAGCCUCGGGCUUCACGGGCUUCAUUGGGCUUGAGGUUGUGGCCCAGCUGUUCAACUGUAUGGUUGGACUGCUGUUAAUAGCACUCCUUACCUGGGGGUACAUCAGAUACUCCGGGCAGUAUCGUGAGCUGGGUGGAGCGAUUGACUCCGGUGCAGCAUAUGUGUUAGAGCAGGCUUCUUCUCAUAUUGGUAAUUCUACUCAGGCUGCAGUAAGGGAUGCCGUUGUUGGGAGACCACCUGCUGAUAAAAAAUCUCAAUAGCAUCUUAAUGGGAAGAUCGAACAAGAGCCCAGUCAGCUUCUGGAUUCCUGCCAACGCCAUCACAGGUCCAGUUCCAGAGGAAUGGCAGAUCUGAGAUCAUCUUGGAAGAUCUGAUACAGGGCACUGGAAUAAAUGAACUGAUCUCUGCUGUGGUUUCCAACUCCA